AUGAAGGAAAAGACGCCUUUGGAGGUAUCUCAAGAUUUUGAGGUGCGGCGUUACGGUCGGGACUGUAGGGAGCUGUUCUUUACAGAUAGCAACUUUAUCAAUCUCAAUCAUGCUUCAUUUGGGACCAUUCCAGAACCAGUCCUACGCGCUUGUGAAGCCCUUUCCAGAGAAUGCGAAAGAAAUCCAGAUUUAUUCAUCCGUGGUCAGCUCUUUGAUCGAUCUACAAGGGCUCGUGAAGUUGUUUGUCAACUUUUAGGGGCAGACGCGGAUACCUGUGUAUUUGUCAGUAAUGUUGCUACUGCUAUGAGCAAUGUCCUAUGCAGUAUCAGCUUGACUGAAAGAGAUCACAUCAUUUACACUGAUGCAGUUUUUGAAUCCGUGUCCACAGCCAUCCUAAACAUUCCAAGUCGGCCUCAGACUUCAGUUUUCAAGUUAGCGGAGGGGGCACUUUCACACCAAUCUAUUUUAGCACGGUUUCGUGAUCAUAUUCGAGAGGUCCAAAAACAAAUGGACGACAAAGAAGCCAAUACAGUGUCGUUAAGUAUCCAACCUCGGAAAACGGUCGUUGUUAUCGAAAGUAUUACGGCUUCCCCAGGCUUGCUUUUGCCAUGGAGGGAAAUGGUACGCAUAUGCCGAGAGGAAAAUGCACUGAGCAUCGUUGACGCUGCACAUUCACUCGGUCAAGAGCUGAACCUUAAUCUCAAAGAAGUAGACCCUGAUUUCUGGAUGACGAACUGUAGCAAGUGGUAUUAUGCCCACCGCGGGUGCGCAGUACUAUAUGUCCCAAUCAGAAAUCAGGGUAUGAUAAAGACGCAGUUAGUGCCAGGGACUAGGUACCCUACUCGUGGCUCGACCCCCCCAGAUUUCGUUCAUGAAUUUUAUUGGAGUGGAAUGAUCGAUCCAAUACCCUUUCUAAGUGUCGAAAUUGCCAGAUCAUUCAGAGAUAAAUUAGGGGGAGAAAAGGCGAUCAACGACUACUGCCGCUCUCUCGCCGUAACCGGCGGACGCUUAGUGUCUGAAAAACUUGGUACAUCGGUCAUGGACCAGACUGAGGGAAACGAGCUGACUGCCAAUAUAACUAAUAUUGAACUCCCACUUCCUCCAAACAUCACACCGUCUAAAGAAAUAUUCUUCCUGUAUCAAGACGAAAUGCUGGACAAUCAUAGGGUAUUUGCACCUGCUUUCUAUUAUAUGGGUAAAUGGUGGGUGCGAGCUAGUGCUCAAAUAUACAAUGAUCUUUCUGAUUUUGAACAGCUGGCUCACGCCCUUGCCGAGACUUGCGAAAAACUAAUUGACUGUGUGGUAUUGCGCAAAAAAUAA
Messenger RNA from Psilocybe cubensis, 1320 nucleotides. RefSeq lists its product as uncharacterized. The transcript has 8 exons. NCBI's taxonomy places the organism in Eukaryota, Fungi, Basidiomycota, Agaricomycetes, Agaricales, Agrocybaceae. The coding region runs from base 1 to 1320 and encodes 439 amino acids. The record is from RefSeq and is a predicted model, not a curated record.